AUGGUUGGGAAGGAUUUUAUUGGUGGAAUUAUGAAUCCAGGAGUUGCAAUACAUGAAUCAUCGGCAUCGGACGACUUGAUUCUCCGUGUGAACAAUUUUUCUGGGGUUCUUGAUACACUUAAGGGGCGUAAGAUUGGUGAUGAUCUAUCGUCAGCGGAAGUUUUAAAGGAGGAUAUUUCGGUUGAGGAAGGACCAGUAGAGAUGGAAUUGCAAAAGAAUAAGAGUAAUGAGAACAAUGUCGAAUUUUUAGAAGAUGGAAUUACUGUGAAGCUUAAUGCUGAUAUGGAAGCAAGGAAUUCACAGAUUUUAAAGAAUUCAGUGGUGAUCAAAGUGCUGGGUAACAAUGUGCCUUUCUCGUCGAGUGAAGUGGUUGAUGAAGUCUUGAAUGGAGGACCCUGGUACGUAAACGGAUUUAUUGUUGGAAUGGAUAGGUGGUCGGCUGCAUUUGAUCCAAACACGUUUAAAGGAAUCUCGGCACCAGUAUGGGUUAGAUUUCCAUGUCUAUUGUUGUAUUGUUGGGAUGAGGACAAUAUCGCAAGGAUUGCAUCUUGCUUGGGAACGCCAAUGUAUAUCGAUGGCAAUACAUUCCGUUGGAGCAAACAGGAAUUUGUUCGAGUUUGUGUAAGGAUUGAUCUGGAGAAAAAGCUACUGAAUGGUGUGUGGGUGGAUGGCUCUGGUGGAAGGUUCUUUCAACGGGUUGAAUACGAGAAAAUUGAUAUACUCUGUUAUCAGUGUGGUAGAGUCGGCCAAAACAGAGAGAUAUGCCCAGAAAAUUUAUCCAUUGAAAUACAAAAUCAGUCUUUGAAGGAGAAGGAGGUUGGUAACGAAAUUGGUGAGAAGAAUGUGCAGGAAAUUAAAUCUUCAGUGAUUAGUUCUGAAUAUGGACCCUGGAUCCACGUUCACUUCAAUGACAGGAGAUACAACAGGGGAAAUGUUGUUAGGAAGGGGCUGAAUGAUGCUAGACUCGACAACUCUUUCAGGGAAGAUAACAGUCGGAAGAAUAAUGCAAAGGUUGAUAGAGAAAUUAUGGUAAAUAAGAAGGAUAUUGUGGAAGUUAAUGAUGUCCUGGCUCCAGAUAGUAGGGAUGUACAUAGAAAGUCUUUUGGAAAGGAGAACUCGAAAACUGCUAUUACCAACAGUGAAUUGGGUAUUUCUAGUGCUGCUGUCAAGGUGAAGUUGGCUAAAGAGUUAAAAUCACUUGGACCUGUGAAUGUGGAACAUAAGAAGAAAAAGAGGGGGGCAAGGAAAAAAGAAGACUCCUUAUAUUUGAAGGAAAUCGUUAGAGAUCAUAGUAUCUAUUUUAUUGGGCUUAUGGAGACGAAGUUGGCUAGCAUUGACAGAAAAUACAUUGAUUACUUGAUUGGGAAAGAUUGGGAGUACUAUCAUCACCCUGCUGAGGGUACUUCAGGAGGCAUUAUGGUUCUAUGGAAUAGGAAUAUGGUGUCUUUUGAUAUAAGGGAGACAUCUUCACAGGAGGAGAAGAGAGGAGGCAAAAGGUUCUUGUUCUCUAAAGGACCUAGGGAGAUGAAACGUUUUAUGGUGAAUUCCGAUUUCCAUGACAUUGGUAGUAUGGGACCAAGAGUAGCAUCGGAUCACAGUCCAAUUGUGCUAAGUAUGAAGGAUAAAAUUUGUGGCGAGAAUAAAGUGUUUAAGUUUGAGGACACUUGGAGAUCCUACCCAGCUGCAAAGAGUAUUGUCUAUAACUCUUGGAUGAAGAAUGAUUAUGGUGAUGAAUAUAGUAUACUCCAAAGGAAGCUCAAACGUACGAUGAAGGCAUUGUUUUUUUGGAAUAGGAAUAAAUGCAAGAACUUGAAUGUAUUGAAGGAAACCUUGAAGAAAGAAAUUCUUGAUCUUCAAAAUAGAGAAGCUUGUGAAGUUAACUGGAAUGCUGAUGAUCUUGUUUUGCUAAGGAACAAAGUGCAUGAAUUAAAUGUAACUUUGAGGUGGUUGUCUACUUGGUGGAAUCAAAGGGCUAAAGUGAAAUGGCAUGAGGAUGGUGAUAUCAAUUCGAGUAUUUUUUUCAGAAUUUUGCAUAAGCUAGAUCAAUGGAAUUGUAUUUUGACGAGAUGGCCAUCUGUUGAAGAAAUUCAAAAAGUUAAUAAUGAGGAUUUGGCCAUGCUUAAUGAGGAAUUAUCAGUCCAGGAAUUGCAGAUCUCGGUUUUCCAGCAAGGUUAUAACAAAGCACCAGGUAUUGAUGGAGUUACUUCAUCGUUUUAUAAAAGCUAUUGGAGUAUAGUUUGGGAGGUUUUGUGGAAUGCAGUUAAUUGUUUUUUCAAAACUGGUAUCUUAAAUAGAGAAUGGAAGAAUACUUUAAUUACUUUGAUCUCUAAAGUAAAAUAUCCUUUGCUUCCAUCAAAUUAUAGGCCUAUUAGCCUAUGUCAGACCAACUAUAAAAUUGUGGCUAGCAUGUUAGUUAACAGAUUAAAGAAGGUGAUUGACAAGAUGGUGUAUGAAGAACAAGCAGCCUUUAUUCCCGGUAGAUCCAUUUCUGUGCAUUGUCUUUUGGCUCAGGAAAUUUUCCAUAAGUUCAAGUUAUCCAAUAAUCGAAAUGGAUUGAUGGCUCUUAAAUUGGAUAUGGAACAGGCCUAUGAUAGUAUGGGCUGGUCAACACUUCAUCAGGUGCUUAAGUGGUAUGGUAUUCCUACUCUGUUUUCUAACCUCCUUAUGGAAUGUGUUGUAGAUGUGAGGUUUUCUAUCAUUAUCAAUGGAAGAAACUCCAAUUGGAUUUGUGCUAAAAGUGGUUUCCGUCAAGGAUGCCCUCUUUCUCCGUAUCUAUUCAUUCUGUGCUCACAACUCUUAUCCAAUUCUUUGGAACAAAGGGGGAAAAAUCUUGGUAUUCAUAUAUCACCUAGAGGUCCAAGAAUCUCGCAUCUUCUUUAUGCAGAUGAUGUAUUGAUUUUAUCGCAUGUUUCUACUACUCUAGCCAAAGAAUUGAAGAAUAUUGUGGAGGAUUUUUGCAAAUGGACAGGACAACGAGUCAACAUCAACAAAUCACAAGUUUUAUUUGGCAAGAUGGUGAGCUACUCUCUAAAGAAGAAGAUUACCAGGAUUAUUGGUUUUAAGGAGGUCAAGGAGAUGAAGUAUUUAGGGGUCAAGAUCUCACUUAGAAGAAACAAAGUGUCAUAUUUUCAAGAACUAUUGAGUAUGGUCAUGGACAAACUCAAUUCGUGGGGUAAGAAAUCUUUAUCAAUGGGAGGUAAGAUUACUCUCAUUGAAACUUCCUUACUUUCUAUGUCCAAUUUCUUAAUCACUCACUCUUUGGUUUCAAAAAGAGUUUUGUAUGAGAUAGAAAAACUUUGUAGAAAUUUUUUGUGGCAUAAGAGUGAUGGGUCUAAAUGUAUGCACUAUGUUGCUUGGAGUGAAAUUUGCAAGCCGAGAAGUAUGGGUGGAUUGGGGUUGCAAUCUCCUUUAUUGAGAAUUGGUGCUUUGAGAUCUAGAUUGGCUUGGAAUUUCAUUCAAAAAAAGGACUCUUUGUUACACCGAACUAUGAAAGCAAAAUAUGGAGAUGAAAUUAUGAAGGAUGAUCAUAAGGCAAUCACAUCUACUGCUUGGAAGAUUUUGCUGGAUGGGAGCAAAAAUUUGAAGAAGGCUAUUAGGUGGAAGGUGGGAAAGGGAAAUAAAAUUAGUGUUUUAAAUGAUGCUUGGUUGCUGGACAAAAGCAUCAAUCGGUGGCCAACUUAUGUGGACUAUAAUGUGUUGGAAGGAAUGUUUGUUCAGCAGCUUUUAACUUCUGAUGGUGAUUGGAAUUUUGAAUUGCUUCGUAGGGCAUUUCACUCAGAGCUAAUUCUAUUGAUUGUUCAAGUCCUAACUAAGGUUAUGGAGGAGGAAAAUAUAGAAUUGCUGAAGUGGUGUUCAGGGAAAACAGUUUAUGCACCUGUUUAUGAACAAAUGCUGAAUGACAGAUAUAAUUUUGUUGAUGUAGAAUACUUCAAAUGGCUGCGGAAGCUCAAACUCAGUAAAAAGGUUGAAAUUUUUUGGUGGAGGUUAGGCAAGGCUUCAAUCCCAACUAACCUAUUUCUUAAGAACCAUAAAAUCUCAUUGCUGGAUAGUUGUGAGAGAGGAUGCCAAGAGGUGGAGUCUUAUGAACAUAUUAUGGUUCAUUGUAAAUAUAUGGUGGAGAUCAUCAAGAAGAUACAAGAAUGGGGUAUUAUGAUCCCUGUUUUUAAUUCUUUGGAGGAAUGUCUUCAUGAACUUAAAAGGCUUUCUACGUCCAAUUCUGGAAUUGCAAAAGUGUAUUGCUCGGUCAUUUACCUAUCUUGGAAGAACAGAAAUUAUGUGAAGCAUUGUAAGGAGGCAUUGCCUGCGUCCUUGGGUGCUUCCAAUGCAUUGUUUUUAGCUGUUUUGAUGUCUACUCCUUAUCUUUCUAGCUGGGGUACUAACCUCCUUAGGGAGUCUUCAAACAAUUGGUGCCCUCCACCGAAAGAAUGGAUUAAGAUCAACCUAGAUGCUUCUUUACUUACUUCAAAUCUUGGAGGUAUUGGUGGGAUUUUUUGA
Messenger RNA from Dendrobium catenatum, 4494 nucleotides. RefSeq lists its product as uncharacterized. The transcript is spliced from 8 exons. The coding region runs from base 1 to 4494 and encodes 1497 amino acids. The record is from RefSeq and is a predicted model, not a curated record. Lineage: Eukaryota; Viridiplantae; Streptophyta; Magnoliopsida; Asparagales; Orchidaceae.